Messenger RNA from Ziziphus jujuba (common jujube), 1461 nucleotides. Its product is annotated as RNA pseudouridine synthase 7. NCBI's taxonomy places the organism in Eukaryota, Viridiplantae, Streptophyta, Magnoliopsida, Rosales, Rhamnaceae. Gene Ontology annotation, biological process: pseudouridine synthesis. The transcript is spliced from 12 exons. Bases 139 to 1293 code for a protein of 384 amino acids. The record is from RefSeq and is a predicted model, not a curated record. Gene Ontology annotation, molecular function: RNA binding; pseudouridine synthase activity.
AAAAAAACCAAUUGCAUAUUUCUUCCGAAAAACAGAUACGUCGUCGUUUUUAUGGACAAAGGGUUUUCUGCUGCGCCCUCCACUUCCAAGUUUGGUAGCUCAAAAAUCCGAUCUUGAAAGCGAAAGAGAGAAAAACAUAUGAAGAGGAAGAGAGAAGAGAAGAACAUGGAAAUUGUGUGGCAAACCCCAGUGAACCCACCAGAGCGUCAAGAUUACAUCUUUCGCAACGGGAGGCGCCACGUAAGACCGUACUACUUCGAGUUCAUCUCUCAUGUGAAGAAUCGGUGGGCUGGAAAGAGCAUUGUGGAUUUGUUUGCCCAAGAGUUUAAAGGCCGACCUUAUGAUUACUAUGUUGAUGCUGUCAAAUGUGGAAGGAUACAAGUUGACGGACAAAUGGUGCCGGUUUCCUAUAUAGUUAAGUCAUCACAGAAGAUAAGCCACUUUUUGCACAGGCAUGAACCACCGGUGAUGGCUUGGGAUGUCAAAAUUCUCCGGAAAGAGCCGGAUGUGCUGACUGUUUGUAAACCUGCUUCUGUUCCGGUGCAUCCAUGUGGUCAGUAUCGUAAGAACACCAUUGUUGGCAUCCUUCAGGCGGAGUAUGGCUUAGCACCUUUAUUCCCUGUUCAUCGGUUAGAUCGUCUAGUCUCAGGACUCCUUAUCUUGGCCAGAAAUGCUUCAAAAGCUGAUAUUUUUAGGCAAGAGAUUGAGGCAGGGAAGGUGCACAAACAGUAUGUUGCAAGAGUCAUUGGGGUUUUUCCUGAACAUGAGCAAGUUGUAAAUGUUAACAUAGAUUAUAAUGCUCGAGAAGGAAGGAGCACAGCAGAGGUUGGCAAUUCUUGUGGUGAUACUUCCAUAAAGGGGAAGGCUGCUUGUACCAAGUUCACUAGAAUUAGUACCGAUGGUAUCCAUAGCAUUGUCUUGUGCGAGCCAGUCACUGGCCGAACACACCAAAUACGUGUCCAUUUGCAAUAUGCAGGCCAUCCAAUAGCCAAUGACAUGCUUUACCUAUCCAAACAUGUAACUGAUCGUUCCACUCAAGGAGUGAGCGCUGAUAAAGCUGCUGUGUGUUCAGGCCAUUCUCCGUCAUCUGGUUUUGAUCAAAAUUCUUCCGAUGCAAAUGGAGGAAAUUCCAUUGAAGAUUUCAGCAUUGAUCCCAUGUGUACAAACUGUCCAAAUUUAGCUCCAAAAGGGUAUGAUGGUCAUGAAGAGGGCCUGUGGCUCCAUUGUGUUCGAUAUUCUGGACCAGGAUGGAUUUAUGAAUGCCCAUAUCCAGAAUGGGCAACGCUUAGCUAGUUUGUACUUAUCCUCAUAUUUUAAAAUAUUUUUAUUUUAAGUCCAUAUCAGAAUGUACAUUCCUGUUCUGCAAAUUAAAGGGGGAAAAAAAGCAAAGAAGAUUAAGUGACUAAUAUUACAAAUUUCACUCAUCAUUUAAAAAAUGAUGAAAAAUGUUAUUAUUUGACU